This is a messenger RNA of Ruditapes philippinarum (Manila clam), 4694 nucleotides long. Its product is annotated as pleckstrin homology domain-containing family G member 4B-like. Gene Ontology annotation, molecular function: guanyl-nucleotide exchange factor activity. Lineage: Eukaryota; Metazoa; Mollusca; Bivalvia; Venerida; Veneridae. The record is from RefSeq and is a predicted model, not a curated record.
GUUGUCGGGAUUUGGAUGGUAAUGCGGUCCUGUUGAUAUUUACAAGUAGUUCCUUGUGGAAGAAUCAAUUGUUCAACAGUACAGACCUUGCUCGACUCAUCAUGUAUUACUACUCUGUACCAAGAGAAACAGUUCGCUGUCGAGGUCUGACAAUUGUGGCUGAUAUAAGAGGAUCUACAGCAUCCACCAUCAACACUCUACUGGAAUCACUGUAUCUUUUUGAGGGCUUUGCACAAGAGAAGGGCAAUAUUCCACAGGCUAUCUCAGUAGUACAUUUGUUAGCGGACAAACAUACACAGUCAUUGGUGCUGAAAUCUCCUAUAUACGACGUCCACGCCUCAUUCCAGAUAGAUCUAUUACUGUCUAAUAGUCUUCUCAGUUCAUACAUAUCGGCUGACCAGUUGCCACCAGUACUGGAGGGCUCGUUCCAGUAUAAUCAUGAUGAUUGGAUACGUUUUCAUAUGAGAUUAGAUCCGUUUCUUGCCAGUUGUCGGUCUGUUGCCAGAUAUCUUGUCAACGUUAUCCAAGAGUUAUCCGUUGUCGAUCAAGUGCCAGUGUCAGCUAAGGAGGCGUCACAUCUCGUUGACCAUCACGAGAAUCUCAUUAAAGCCACGUUUGAAGAUCCUCGUGUUAAACGUCUGCAGAAUGAGGGCGAUGCCAUGUUGCAGUCACUGAAGCGUGAGGAAGUAAAUAUCGGACAUACAGACGAUUAUAGGUACGGCAUGGAGGAUAUCACACGUAUAUACCGUCAUGUGCAGGACACAAUUUCACGUCUAAUGAGAAUCUCCGACACACGGAUCACCCGCCUAGAAAAAUGUUACCAGUUGAAAGAUUUUGAUGAGGAGUGCAAUAAGGUUAUAUCUUGGUUACAUACCCAGGGUAACGAAUGUUUACAGCGCCACCUUGUGAUGGCGGACAAUUUGAAGGCAGUACGAGUCCAACAGAAAGAUUUUGAGAAAUUUUACUAUGCUGCAAUGACUCACAUAGAAAAAGGAAAUGAUCUUUUAGAGGAGGCAAGUACAUUAGCUCAGUCUGGAGACUUUGACGAGGUCACGGGGUACAAGGAACUAGCCAGAAUGUUGAAGCGCCAUCUACAACAGUUCUCGGAACGUUUGGAAGAAACAAGGGAGAGAAUUGAGGGUACUUCAAAAUGUUACCAGUACUUAGAUAAGACAUAUGAAUGGGCAUUGGAGGCAAUGAAAUAUGUAGCCAGUAUGAAAAUGGAACACUGUGCAACCCCGGAGGGUCUUGAAAAGUUACUACACAGCUUGGAGCUGUAUCUUCAAGAGCAUCCACCUAUAGCAGACGACACUUUCAAAAACAUGUUGGAAAUAGCAAAAAGACUUGGAAAUGAUAAACUUUUAGAUCAGUGUGCAACUGCACAAGACAGAUGUGUUGAAACUCAGAAAUUGUUGACUUUGAGAGGAAAUACAUUACAGCAAAUUAGGGAUCAGUUAGAGCAAGAUGUGUUGUCAUCUCGGACUAAAUCCCCGUCUGCUCUUAGUUCAAAUCAAAGAAAUAGUUCUAGUUUGUCUAGUUCACCCUCAUAUAGUGCUGUUUCUCAACCUAAUGAUAUUAAAUAUGUUGCUAGUUCGUGCCAGGGAACCAGUACUAAAUCGCACUGGGAACCGAAAGAAACGAGUACACCAGUUGUGCCUAAGACUUAUUCGCGGUUGCUAAUGGAAAAGCUGAAAAAAUCCACGUCAUUAUCGUCCUCAUCAUCAUCCACAUGUUCAUCUCCAACUCAUUCUAUCAUAUCUCCAUGUUCUCCGAGUCACAGUUUAAUCUCACCUUGCCGAUCUGUAGAUAGUUCGCCCGCACAUUCUUUCGCACAACCAUGUAACUUUCAAGGACCAACUUCAGGGUAUCAGGAUCAAAGUAGUGAUAAACAUCAUGGUGCUAAUGUUAGUCAGUUUAUGGCAGAUUCAUCGAAAGAAAAUUUACGUGAUUCGGACCAAAGACACUUUGUGGUUCCGAAUGCUAUUCAAACCUCAGAUGGUUCGCCCCAGUAUCAAAUAGGGGGAAGUGCUUCUCAGACGCGGAAUCUGAAAAAACAAUUACGACGUGCAAUAUCAACACCUCAGACAGGAUUGGCAUCUCCGAUCAUUGAAGAGAAUCAAGGGGCAGUUAGUGAGACGCAGAGUAGCAGGGCUUUGAGGCAGAAUGGACGGACAGACAGUAUGAUAACUGGAAGCUCCGAUAGUCUACCUAGUCUACCAGAGGAGGAUGAAGGUGUUGUUUCCAUGGGAGCUGAAGAAACAGAUUUUGUACGUAAAGAGUGGACCCCUGUUCCUGUUAACACUCAUUUGACUGAACAAGCAGUGAACACCCCUCUACACCCCAUAGCUAACCUUAAGCUGUCAGAAGAAGAAACUAAAAGUAAAAGAACACUUCAACUGAUAAUGAAUGAGAUGGUACAGACAGAGAGAGAUUACGUCUGCUCUCUACGCUUCAUCGUUGAGAACUAUAUCCCCGAGAUGGAGCGUGAAGAUGUGCCGCAGGCUUUGAGAGGCAAGAGGAACGUUAUAUUUGGAAAUAUGGAGAAAAUAUUUCAGUUCCAUCAGCAGUACUUUCUACAGGAAAUGGAAGCUUCGAAGAGGAACCCUUUUCUUAUAGCUCGUUAUUUUCUCAUGCAUGAGAACCAGUUCCAUUUGUAUGCUUUAUACAACAAGAACAAACCCAAAUCUGACACCCUGAUGGCUGAGUAUGGCAAAGGUUUCUUUAGAGAGAAGCAGUUAGAGCUGGGAGAUAAGAUGGAUCUGUCUAGUUACCUGUUAAAACCUGUCCAGAGAAUGGGAAAAUACGCCUUGCUGAUCAAACAAGUACUGAAGGAGUGUCCUCGUACAGCAGCCGAGUAUCACGACCUCAAGGCUGCCGAAGAGAUGGUGAGAUUCCAACUUCGUCAUGGCAACGAUCUUCUGGCCAUGGAUGCUUUGAAGGAAUGUGAUGUAAAUCUUCAAGAACAAGGGAGACUACUGCGUCAAGAUGAAUUUCUGGUGUACCACGGCAGACGUAAAUUUAUGCGUCAUGUUUUCCUGUUUGAAGACCUCAUUCUGUUUAGUAAAACAAAGAGGAGCAGAACUGGCUUCCAGGAUAAUUACGUCUAUAAAUUUAGCUUUAAGAUGUCAGAUAUUGGUUUGACCCAGGACUACGAGGGUUCCGGUUACAAGUUUGAGAUCUGGUGGCGACGUCGUAACUCUGGUGAGAACUAUGUCCUUCAGGCACCGAGCUCUGAACACAAGAAGUGCUGGGUGAAAGAAAUGACCAAAGUGUUAUGGAACCAAGCUAUAAGAAACAGGGAGAAUCGCCUUUCUGAGCUAGCUACAAUGGGUAUAGGGAACAAACCAUGUUUGGACAUCAAGCCUAGCAGUGACAACAUAAACGACAGAUUCAUUAACAUAUCUGUUGGCAAUAGAGAAGCUCGUACCCGCAACUCUAUAGCUGUUUGUUCUAAUGAACUUCUACGACAGGGGAACAAACGCCCUCACUCGAUCAUUUCAGUCAGUAGUACCUCAUCAUCUAACAGCAGUCAGUCAGGAUUUGGGGCCAUGAACCUAGCAUUAAACCCGGCCGAUAGUCCACGAACGUACAGACGCUCGCUUACCUUUAUGUCCACAGAGAGUGGCAUUGGUACAAGUAUUGCUAGUGGUGCUGACAUGGACUCAACCCUUAAGUUUGACAACUCAGAUCUGAUGCGGGCUCAAUCCCCACCCCCAUAUGCCGAUUUCCAGCGAUCUCAUAUAGGGAAUUCUGGGAUGGAUAGAGAAUGCGGAAAGUCAAGGGUCAUAAAUUUGCCGUCACAUGCAGAAGAAAUGACAGAUGUUUGACAGACUUUCUGUCACUAGUGAAUGAUAUGACAUUUUUUUUUAAUAAAAAAAAAAUCUCAGAACUAACCAAGAAGAAGAUUUGCUCUUUCAAGACAAGUGACAUAAAUCAUAAAACAUAAAAAACAAAACAAAAAAACAAAUAAAGGGAACAAGUCAUAGAUAAACUGACCCAAGGAUUAUAGAAAAACGAUCAGGGACAAGAGAACUUUACGAAAGAACAUGAUUUAUUAUAUUCAAAGAAUCAUUACAUCAAUUUAGUGUUAUCGUGCUGUAACUUUAAACUUCUUUUUUUUUUGAAGAAAAAAAAAAGGAAAGUCAGUACAGCAGGAAAAUAGGAAGAUGUGCACUUAUAUAAUAUCAAUAAUUAUGUUUAAAUAAUUCUUUUUUUGUCUCGAUAAAGAUUAUAAUAACCAGACAUUCAUGUUAAUUAAUCAAUUUGACUAAUUGUACAACUGUAUUGAACGAUCAAAUUUAAGGAUGGGAAAUUCUUAAUUAUGAACUAUUAAACUUACAUUGUGACAUUGUGAACUAACAAGAUUUAACUAGAAAAGUCCUUCGAUGUUAUGAAAGCUGAUGUAUUUCUUUGUUUUCGGGGGGAGAACAUUGAGGUGGGAAAAGGAAUACUUACUUGGCUUUUCAUUUGUCAGGAUUAAUAUGUAUUUGUAUUUGAUGUAAAACCAUAGUUUAAAAUAAUUUUGCAGAGUGGCGACUGAAACUUUGUAGUCAAAUGUACAAUCUUUGAGAAAGACUGAAAAUCAUUGAAAAGGUCACGUUUACAAUUUGAAGAAUGAUAAAGAGGGUCAAGGGAAGUAACUGCUGAAGGAAGUCGGAUAGAUAAAAACUACAAUGUAUUUAUUAUUAAUGAAA